AUGAACGACGUUACGACGGCUUUAAACACACCGAUUCGAACUUUGAAAUCUGGAAGUUCGGCCAAAAGUCUUCAGUUGACACCCGUUUGGGAGGAAGUUUUGAAAAAUAAUCGUCUUCCGCCGAAAAUAAGUCAAAAUUUAAUAUUUAACGAAAUAUCAAAUCGUUUGGAAGAUUAUGAAUGGCCCGUACGACAGCAUGCAUUUAGAGUUCUCCACGAUAUAAUUUCGGUUUUGCCAAAGGAUCGACUUGAUAAAAACAUUAACGAAAGUGAUAUAUUUAAAAAAAUGAUUAUCAACAUGGGUCAUUCGGCUCCGGGAAUAAGAAAAGUCGCAACGGAAAUCAUACAAAAAUAUUUUAAAGAAACUGGACAAUUUGAAAAAAAUUUAAAUGAAUAUUUGGAAUUUGGUAUCGUUGAUGAAUCACCAAUUAAUAAUGAACAAAUUGGAAUUUUAAGAGAAAAUGUCACGUUAGGAGUAAUAAUGUCUUUGAUUGACGUACUCAAACCUUUUAUAAAAUCUUCCAGCAGUAGACAUUAUUCAAUAACGCAUAAUUCCAUGGCGAAAAUAAUCGAAGGAAUCGUUGAAAAAACUAAAAAUUUAUAUUAUCGUGUGAGUUGUUUGGAAACUUUAUGGAAAUUACGAGAAUUGAUAGGUAAACAAAGAUUUUUAAAAAUUUUGGAAAGCAUACCGGAAAAUGACUUAAUAUUAGAUUUGAUGAAUUUAAGAGGAACACUUAAUGAAAGUACAACGUGGGAAAAUGAAUCCAAAUCCGAUAAUUAUUAUGAAGAAAUUAAAGAAUAUCCGACUGACACCAAUGCUGGAUCAGAUAAGGAAAUAAAAGAAAAACCUUACAUAAUCACAAACGAAACCAGCGAAGAGGAUACAGAUGGUACGGAUACGGAAACGUAUACCAAAGAACCAGCUGCAAAUGAUUUUGAUGAAAAUCAAAAUAUUAACGGUUCGGAAAACGCUUCUUUAGGUUUUAUACCUAUCGAUGAAAAAGUACAAAAAGAAGAAAGAUUGUGUCCAAUUACUCAUAAAAAAAGAUUUACAACCGAAGAUGGUGAUUUUGUAAUGAAAGUUCUUCCAAACAGCGAAGAUAUUAAAAGCGAAGAAAAAAUGAGAACACCUAGAAGAGUUAGGUUCGGGGGAGAGGUUAUCAAAUUAAGAACACCCGACAGCGAUACCACCGACGUGACAUUAGAAAUUCAAGAAAAUGAUAAUCGUCGUGAGGAAAAAUCAAAUUUAGAUUUGCCUAAUGCUAAAUUUCCCACCCCGAGUCAAAUCCCUGUUCCGGUGACUCCUGCCACGACUUCGCCUAAAAAAAAUAACGUUUUUAAAAUGAAAACGGUUUACCCGCCAAAUAUGAUGGAUAUUAAUAAUUCAUCCGUUAGAAAUAAUAGUUUUGAUUCUAAUCCAUCCUCUUCCGGUUCGGAUAACGAAUUAAAAGAACAAUGGGAAAAAGAUUCGGAUAAUAAUUUUUGGAAAUGGCUGGAAUUUCAUUUCGUAGAAGAAAAUAUUGUUAAAGAUUUAAAAAAUAAGGACGAUUGGAAAAUUCAAUAUCAAGCUUUAGAACAUUUAAAAAAAAUUUUGGAAAAUCCUUUAAGCGUGGAAAAAAUGAAAAACGUUGAAAAUUCAAUUUUAAUAAGUUCUUUGUUUAAAUGUUUGCUCUACAAAUUUCCAGAGGAUCACAAUCAGCAAAUAACAACGUUAUCAUUAUCAAUCGUUAAUAAACUCAUUGAAAUUUUACCAAAAGACGUUAUCCGGAAAAAUAUAGAUAUAAUAGUUCCAGGAUUAUGUUCUUUUGUUGCUGGAUUUCGAAACGUCAACAUUAAAAUUGAAUCCGUUCAAACAUUGAAAACUUUAUUUAACACUUUGGAACCUUCGACUAUAAUUAACGUUCUCAUUGGUAAAAAUUGUUUAUUUUCUUCUAAAACAAAGCUCAGAGAGAAUGCUCUUUUGGCCAUAAUAUACGCAACGAUGACUUUUCCAAGCAGUUAUUUCGACGUCGAUAAAAUACUGGAGAAGGUAACGGAUUCGACAGCGGAUUCCAGACGACGAGUAAGACACGGAGCUUUAGAGGCGAUUGCCGUCCUUGCACAAUUUUCCUCACCCAAAACGAUCGCGGAUAACAUAAGCAGAAUCGGUGAUAAAAUGCCGACAUCUUUGACGAAAGCCGAAUUGACUGCCGCCAUUCAAGCUCGAUUAUCCCGACGAGUCCUUCCGUCGAUUUCAAACGAGGGCCUUGUUUUAUAUGCUUUACAAAUUCCAGCGUCGAAAAGAUUUGGAAUUCCGGGAAAUCCCAUGGGUGCUGACGUCGAUUGGAUUCUUUCCGGAUCAGGUUCCAUUUCGACGGGAUCGGCAAAGACAAAAACACAAUUAAAUGCAGCUUCAAGGUUGGAUGUUAAACCUUCGACUCCACUUUCCCCCAACAAAUGGUCAUCGUCCAAGGGAACAAGUAAAAAUCCAACAAAUCACGUUGAUGAUGUUCGCACAACAACAACAACAACAACAAAUCCUUGGACGAUACAAAAAAAUAAAAAAGAAUUGAAAGAUAUGAAAGAAGAUAAUAAUAAUAAUAAUAGUAAUGAAACAAAGGAAACAAAUGAUAAUGAUAAAAAGGAAAAUAUUGAAAGGAGUGAAGAAGAAGAAGAAACUUGGGCACUUGUACCAUUAUCAGCAUUGGUAAGUAUUACAACACUUUAA
This is a messenger RNA of Pediculus humanus corporis (human body louse), 2706 nucleotides long. RefSeq lists its product as uncharacterized. Gene Ontology annotation, cellular component: cytoplasmic microtubule; cilium. The transcript has 5 exons. Gene Ontology annotation, molecular function: microtubule binding. The coding region runs from base 1 to 2706 and encodes 901 amino acids. Lineage: Eukaryota; Metazoa; Arthropoda; Insecta; Psocodea; Pediculidae. Gene Ontology annotation, biological process: microtubule cytoskeleton organization. The record is from RefSeq and is a predicted model, not a curated record.